AUCACAUGAUUCCUGGAUGCCUCCGCUGGGUCAUGUGACCGGUGAUUGACAGCUGCACAUUUUGCCUUCUCAAUCUCGGAGGAAAGUCUGCCAAACUCUCCCGAUCGCAAACCAAAACAACACGAAACUCUCAUUCAGAUCCGGUGUGUAUUUUUGUCUGUCUGGACAGAACAGACCGGAGAUCUCAGUCGGAUUCGGAUGACUUCAUCGAGAUCGGUUGGAUACAUUGUUACUGUUUAUAUCAGAAAGCGAAGCGGCAACAUUGUAACUUUGGAACGUUCUAUCUGUAGACGUCAACGGGACGCCAGAGCGGAUGCGGGCGCGGUGAUCGCGGGGACUCCUGUAGCCGAGCGGAGUGAGGGUUGGUAGAUCUGGAUCCAGAGAGAAGCCCUGGUUUGGGGGGUGAUGGGGGGCAGAAGGAGAAGAUGCCCCUGGAGGAGGAAGAAUGGCAGAGGCGAGAGACCUACAUGUCCCGCCUGCGUAGGUCCUCCCUGGAAAUCAAAGAGAAGGGAACAGAAUUCCUCUGCGAGCAGCUGGAUGCUGCACAAAAGGAGCUGAAGUUGAAAGACGAGGAGUGUGUCAAACUGUCUCAUAUCAGAAAUCAGCUCGAGCAGGAAUUGGAGGAGCUCACUGCCAGUCUGUUUGAGGAGGCCCACAAGAUGGUGCGUGAAGCCAAUGUAAAACAAGCAGCAGCCGAAAAACAGCUGAAGGAGGCACAGGGCAAGAUUGACGUCCUGCAGGCGGGGGUGUCCGCUCUAAAAACUCUGGUGUUGACCUCUACGCCGUCCUCCCCGAACCGACAGCUCCACCCUCAGCUGCUGUCCCCAGGUUCCAAUCGCGCCUCCUCACGGCCCGGGGGCCACACACGCAAUAAGAGCGCCAGUGGUGCUUUACAGCUGCAACCAGAGGCAACAGUGACGGAUCUAGAGACCAAACAGGUGGACUCUGUGUUGUUUGCGGAGUUUCUCUCAUGGAAAGAGUCGCCCGGCGUAGAUCGUUCAUCAGCCUUCUUCAGCAGAGUUUACAGAGAAGAUAUCGGGCCCUGCCUUUCUUUUACCUGCUCUGAGUUGUCUCAGUCAGUUCAGUGCGCUGUGGAGAAUAACUCUCUCACCAUCGAGCCUGUUGGCAUGACAACGUUACCCAUGGUGAAGGCCGUCGAGUGUGGAGGACCCAACAAGUGUGCCCUGAGUGGCGUGUCCCGCCCCUGUCGACAUCGCAUUAAACUGGGUGAUAAGGAGAAUUACUACUAUAUAUCUCCCUCCAGCAGAGAGCGGAUCACGGCUGUGUGUAAUUUCUUCACCUACAUUCGAUAUAUCCAGCAGGGCCUUGUCAGACAGGAAGUUCAGCUGAUGUUUUGGGAAGUGAUGCGUUUACGGAAAGAGAUGAGCAUGGCCAAAAUGGGAUAUUUCUUGAUGGAAUAGAGCUUGAGAACACACACAGACUCACACAUACACAAUCAAACACACACAUAAAAAUACACACACAUAAACACACAUACACAAACACAACACACAUAAACACACACCACAUAAACACACACUCACACAUCAAAAUACACACACACACACACAUAAACAUACACAUUCAAACACACACUUAAAAAUACACACACACACAUAUAUAAACACAUAAACACACCACACAAACACACUCACAUAAACACACACAUACAUAAAGACACACACACAGACUCACACAUACACAUUCAAACACACACACAUAUAUAAACACACAUAAACACACAUACACACACACACACACA
Molecule: messenger RNA, 1762 nt
Organism: Xyrauchen texanus (razorback sucker)
Lineage: Eukaryota; Metazoa; Chordata; Actinopteri; Cypriniformes; Catostomidae
Product: guanine nucleotide exchange factor for Rab-3A-like
Exons: 10
Coding region: 426-1421 (331 amino acids)
Biological process (GO): exocytosis
Cellular component (GO): Golgi to plasma membrane transport vesicle
Molecular function (GO): guanyl-nucleotide exchange factor activity
Source: RefSeq, a predicted model, not a curated record